Didymella exigua CBS 183.55 is the source of this 837-nucleotide messenger RNA. RefSeq lists its product as uncharacterized. Gene Ontology annotation, molecular function: nucleic acid binding. The transcript is spliced from 2 exons. Bases 1 to 837 code for a protein of 278 amino acids. The record is from RefSeq and is a predicted model, not a curated record. NCBI's taxonomy places the organism in Eukaryota, Fungi, Ascomycota, Dothideomycetes, Pleosporales, Didymellaceae.
AUGGCCGACUUCGCCAGCUUCGUCAAGGAUUCGCGAGAGAAGAAGAAGCACGAGAACCUUGCGCAGCAGUUCCUUGGCUCUCGAGGCCGCACAGCAACACCGACAUCUGGUGCCGGCGCAAAGUCACGACAGAAUUUAGAAAAACCCACACUACUGAGUCGCAUAAGCGGCGGCGCUGGUGUUCAGAAGAGCCGCUCUUCGUCAGCGAAGCCUUCUGGCAACAUCGAAGCAAAAUGGCAACAUGAUCUUCAUAAGGUCAAUAACCCCAACGGACCUCCUGCAAGAGCUGCGGAGCUUGGUCGCACCGCUUCUGCCUCGCAAAUCGACCGCAACAGCCGCACGUAUGACAAGUUCGCUUCGGUCUUGAACAAGAACUUGAACGGCCGCAGCGACAGUGCGCCAGGUUUCAGCAUUCGAGGUGUUGCGAGUACCGGCCCUUUCACCGUCAUUGCAAGUAACUUUGCGCCCGGAACAACGGCUCAGGACAUCGAGGCUGUCAUGGCACCCCAUGGAGGAGAGUGCCUUGGCUGCAAGAUACUCACUGCGUCUCCUACCGUCAUGGUGGAGCUCUCGUUUACAUCAAGAGAAGGCGCCGAGAACGUCAUUGCAACAUUCAACAGUCAGAAGGCUGACGGAAGAACCCUCUAUGUCUAUAUGAAGGAAAUACCAUCGAGCAACGCCCUUGCCCACUCUCGACCACCGCCUGCCCGCGCUACACAAGCUCUCGACGAUGUGGUAGUCGAUGGUGCUCGGGGCGGAAGUUACCAGGAUGGGAGAUACGGUUUCAGCGAAGGCGGUCACCGCGACCCACCACGAGGACCCCGCAGACGCUACUAG